Triticum aestivum (bread wheat) is the source of this 899-nucleotide messenger RNA. RefSeq lists its product as uncharacterized. Gene Ontology annotation, cellular component: mitochondrial large ribosomal subunit. The record is from RefSeq and is a predicted model, not a curated record. Lineage: Eukaryota; Viridiplantae; Streptophyta; Magnoliopsida; Poales; Poaceae. The transcript has 2 exons. Bases 266 to 688 code for a protein of 140 amino acids.
CCUUGCGAGAUCUGCUCCGCAGGAAAAAACGGCGCCGCCCCCUCUCCGUUAACAACUAAACGUCCCAUCGAGCGCCACCGCACUGGUUUCCUCGCCGUCGCGCGCCACCGCCGCUCUCCCAUCCGCCCCCACCCUACGCUGCCGGCCCUGCUACCCCUGCUCAUCAUACCCAUCUCCAGAGGAUUCCCUCGCGGGAACCGCGGCCUGUCCUCUGGAAGCGGAUCGAAGCCGGCGAACGAGCGGGGGAAAGCGGCGGCCGGAGGAGAUGCUCAAGUUCCUGUCGAGGGUGGUGGUGGAGUACAACCCUCUGGACCCGCGGAAGGCGGCUGCCGUGGAGCUCCUCGCGCAGUGCAACGGCCGCAAGGCCAAGGACUCCAACCCCACCUGCUCCGUCGAGCUGCGGCGCCUGCCCUCCCCGGCCGCGGCCGACGACCCCAAGGCCCAGCCGCCGCCGCGCGUCCUCGUCACCUACCUCAACGGCGCCGAGGAGGCCUUCGUCGCCGCCGACGGCGCCACCGCGCAGGGCAUGCGCGAGCAGAUCCUCGCCCGCGGCCGCCUCCUCGAGACCGAGCAGCUCUUCCGCGAGGCCGGGGAGAAGUGGCCCGUCGUCAUCCCCGAGGAGGAGCUCGGCAUGUCAUUCCCUGGGAUCAAGCCAAAGAAGGCCGAGGAGAAGCCGCAGGCUGCCUGAUCCAGGCAGGGCUCUUUCAGUCUCUUGUGGUUAACAGAACUAGCAGAACAUGUGUUCUCCCAUAAAUGCUCUCCCAUAAAAUGUACCAUCAUGUCACCAAAGAAAACUUGCCGCAUUUUUUGAACUUGUCUAAGACUAGUUGUACAUUCGGUCUGAUGGUUAUCUGAACGAGAGGGAACAAGUUGGCUAGUUGCCACGAUUAGACGUCGUA